This is a messenger RNA of Lotus japonicus, 1457 nucleotides long. Its product is annotated as CMP-sialic acid transporter 1. The record is from RefSeq and is a predicted model, not a curated record. NCBI's taxonomy places the organism in Eukaryota, Viridiplantae, Streptophyta, Magnoliopsida, Fabales, Fabaceae. Gene Ontology annotation, cellular component: Golgi membrane. Bases 72 to 1079 code for a protein of 335 amino acids. The transcript is spliced from 9 exons. Gene Ontology annotation, molecular function: pyrimidine nucleotide-sugar transmembrane transporter activity. Gene Ontology annotation, biological process: pyrimidine nucleotide-sugar transmembrane transport.
ACAAAACGGUGCGUUUAAGGUUCCUUCACAAGUGUGCAGAGUGUGGAUCUGCUCUGCACAAGUGGAAGAAGAUGCAGUGGUACUCCGUCGCGGCGCUCCUCACCGUCCUCACCAGUUCUCAGGGAAUCCUAACUACCCUCUCUCAAACUAAUGGAAAGUAUGACUACGAUUAUGCCACUAUCCCAUUUCUCGCUGAGGUUUUCAAGCUUGCAGUGUCUUGUUUGUUACUGUGGAGGGAAUGCAAAAGCUCACCUCUUCCGAAGAUGACAACGGACUGGAAAACGGUGGCUUUGUACCCCAUUCCUUCUGUUAUAUACCUGAUCCACAACAAUGUUCAGUUUGCUACACUCAUGUAUGUGGACACUUCAACAUAUCAGAUAAUGGGGAACUUGAAGAUUGUUACUACUGGAAUACUAUUCAGGCUGUUCUUGGGGAGGAGGCUUUCGAACUUGCAGUGGAUGGCGGUUGGGCUGUUGGCUAUUGGGACAACCACAAGUCAGGUUAGGGGCUGUGGAGUGGCUUCAUGUGACUCCCUUUUCUCAGCACCAAUUCAGGGUUACAUGUUAGGAGUUCUAUCUGCUUGUCUCUCAGCAUUAGCUGGAAUUUAUACAGAGUUCUUAAUGAAGAAAAACAGCGACACCUUGUACUGGCAGAAUAUACAGCUUUACACGUUUGGUACAAUUUUCAAUUUGGCACGACUUGUUGUGGAUGAUUUCAGAGGUGGAUUUGAAAAUGGGCCCUGGUGGCAACGUAUUUUCAAUGGAUACACUAUCACUACCUGGUUGGUGGUAUUAAAUCUAGGGUCUACUGGUCUUUUGGUUUCAUGGUUAAUGAAAUAUGCUGAUAAUAUUGUCAAGGUCUAUUCCACUUCAAUGGCUAUGCUGCUAACAAUGGUACUAUCAAUAUUUCUCUUUGACUUCAAACCUACAUUGCAGCUUUUCUUGGGCAUUGUUAUUUGUAUGAUGUCCCUACACAUGUAUUUUGCCCCAUCAAAAAUGCUCUUAGAUAUGCCAUUAGCAGUUAAACCAGAUGAAGAGAAGCUUAUUGAAGAUUCUGUCGAUCGAAGAACACAUUCAUGAUGUUUUGGACAUCUGAAUAGAAUGGAUGAAUUUUGAAUAGACGAGUAAUGUCGUUCUUGUUGCCUUGUGGCCUAGUGGUCCUGGAUUUACAUCUUACCCUUCGCAAACCCACAGUACUGGGAGCCUCGUGCAUUGGGCCACCCUUUUAAGUAGUCAUAUAUCAGUUAUAUAACUGAAAUAUCACCUUGUAUAUUCUGAUUUAGUGUUUAUGUAUGUGCAAAUUGAUAUGAAGCUAACUCAAUGAGAGAGAGAGAGAGAGAGAGAGAGAGGCUAAAAAGAUUAUGUUUCAUGGAGUUCUCUGAAUGAAAUUUAACUCGCAAUAUUGAAUCAGAUAUUACUGUUUAUUUUGGUACGUGAUAAUAUACACUUGUUUACAUA